ACAUCUCAAUCAGUGGAGAGCCAUACAUCAUAGAAGCCGAUAACUGCCUUCAUAUCGGUUAAGAUGGCGAAACCAAAAUCAUUUACGAAGCAAUCAAAAGCCAGGCCAAAAAAAGAGCAGAAGCUGGACACGGCAGACGACUUCCAAGCUGCCGGCGUCGACUUUGAAGAAGCCGCUGGAAAAUGGCGUGCGGGAGAUGCCGUCAAGUCUAUGCGAUUCUUCCAGCGCGCUAUUGAUGUCUACGAUCAAGGGCUUCUCAAGUUCCCUCAAAGCACCGACCUCGCCUACAACAAGGCUCGGGUACAGCUGGAGAUUGCUACGCAUCCCAUUCUUGUCGAGCAUUUGCAGCAGCCCUUAAGAGGCGUAUUGGAUGAGGCAUUAGAGUCGCAUCGAUACACGUUAAAGCUUGAUCCGCAUAAUUCGGACGCGCUAUUUAAUACUUCUCAGGUUCUUACGGCUAUCGCCGAGCUGAUAGCUACUGAUGAAGAUGACGAAGCUGCUGGAACAGAGGCUGAAGCUUUGAAGGCGCUCCGAGAAGCGCUCGACCUGCAAAGCGCGUGUCUCAGCUUGCAGGAGCAAAAAUACCAGGAAUUCCUCGAGCAGGAACGCUUUGCCAACGAGCAAGGAGAAGACGCGAGCUACAAAGCAGCAGCAGCUUCCGGAUCAGGAAAUAACUCGUCUGGCAGUGCUGAGGAAGACGAAGAAUGGUUCAACGUAGUUGAGCCGGUCACCAGCGACACGCUUAUCGAUACGCUUCUCGCUCAGCUGGCUACCCUCACCACUUUGUGUAGCAUUUUGAGCUCUUCGCCAGAAGCUGCUCCUACAAAUAUGCUCGCCUGGGUCGAGGAAGUUUCGUCAGGCCUCGUCGAAAAGGUGCAGGCCAUCUCGCGUGAACAGCACGACAGGGUACAGGAAGUCGCUCUAGCGAGAGCCAAUCUUGUUUCGGUGAUGCUAGAAGCCGGUUACAGGUCUGGGAAGAUCGACGCCGAAACUUACAGUCGAGAACUAAAUUCUAUUUUCGCAAAUGCGGAACUUCAGCUUGAGAAUUUUGCGGAAGGCCAUAUAGCAAAUGCUCGCUCUCUCCUGGCGCUCAACUCGGCACUAACAGAUUUCGACGGCGGGGACGCCCAGUCGCAGUCGAUGUUGCGGUGGAACGUUCUCACGGCGAGCAUAGCAAGCCUGAAGUCUGCGUCGGCUAUACGAGGAAUUCCUCAGGAGGAUCUAGCUACUACUCAUCUCCUACGCGGUGACGCGUGCUUAUAUCUUUAUACUAUGGCCUUCCCGCCGACGUCAUAUCGGAGAGCCGUAAGCACGGCCUCUCAGAAUGCCAAGAACGCAGAGGUGUAUUACCGCAACGCGAGCAGGCUGACUCCGGACGAAGAAGACAGAGACAUCGCUUCGAUAAAGUCAAUAAUUGCACAGUAUCUCCAAGCCUACUCCCAGGAGGGUGCGCAAGUCGACGUCGGUAGCUUAUUCAACGCGAGCCCGCGAGGUCAGGAGUGGGUUAUUAAACAACUCGAGGAUAUGAUGGCGGAGAAUCUCGUACCUCACGCGCUCCUUUCGUAGUUGGUAGAUGCAGCGAAUGCGGACUUAUGAUACUUGUCGAUAUUUUGCCUGCGGUAAGAAAAAAAAAUGACGCCAGCAUCAUGCGUAGAGAUUAACUGCUAAUUAGAGGUCGUCUGGGUACGCAAGUGGAAAUGGUCGAAUACCUAGUACAAAAUGAGUGCUAGGAUUUUAGAUAAAUUUCCAAUGUUAUCAACUACUACAUCCCCUUGUAGCUACCGUUUCUUUAUAGCAGGUCUUAAUAUUGACCACGCAAGUAUAAAUUCAAGCACGAAAAGUACACCAGGCCAGCCUCAGUGUUUGUAGUCUCCGUGGCUAUGACCGUUGCUAUUGUUUAAAACGGUCGAGUUUAACCC
Messenger RNA from Daldinia decipiens, 1919 nucleotides. RefSeq lists its product as uncharacterized. Gene Ontology annotation, molecular function: protein binding. The record is from RefSeq and is a predicted model, not a curated record. The transcript is spliced from 2 exons. Bases 64 to 1566 code for a protein of 500 amino acids. NCBI's taxonomy places the organism in Eukaryota, Fungi, Ascomycota, Sordariomycetes, Xylariales, Hypoxylaceae.